Messenger RNA from Trichoderma harzianum CBS 226.95, 462 nucleotides. RefSeq lists its product as hypothetical. The record is from RefSeq and is a predicted model, not a curated record. The coding region runs from base 1 to 462 and encodes 153 amino acids. The transcript has 3 exons. NCBI's taxonomy places the organism in Eukaryota, Fungi, Ascomycota, Sordariomycetes, Hypocreales, Hypocreaceae.
AUGCAUCUUAUUUCUCUUCUCUCCUACACCACCAUUCUUGGUGGUGUUGUGGCCGCUCCAGCAGGUAGCCAAGGUCUUACCGCGACCACUCCUGUAAAGCGAGCCGACUCGAUUCAUAUCGUGUAUUGCACCCCACUGCCGGGUGAAGGGUCAAACUCAAUCCCAUCCUUUUCGGCAGCUGUGUAUUGUCCGAAUGAUAACGCCUGUCAGCUGCCUACUAGCAAUAACGUAUGCAAAAUUGACCCUUCGCAAUUAGGCGUGGGCGGUCCAUUUAGUUGCAAAUUCCCAAGCGGGGUUACCUUUACAUGGGAACUCAGCUACGAGGCUUAUUCGGCACCGCUAUGGUCGCAAGUCGCAGGCGGAUCUAACGGCUUUCAAUCAUUCACUGGAUAUAAGGACGACGGGCAUGCAUUUUGCAGCAUCGGCUCCUAUAGCUGCGCGACGGAUUUCUAUUUUAACUGA